Molecule: messenger RNA, 846 nt
Organism: Geosmithia morbida
Lineage: Eukaryota; Fungi; Ascomycota; Sordariomycetes; Hypocreales; Bionectriaceae
Product: syntaxin 1B/2/3
Exons: 2
Coding region: 1-846 (281 amino acids)
Biological process (GO): intracellular protein transport; exocytosis; vesicle fusion
Cellular component (GO): endomembrane system; SNARE complex; plasma membrane
Molecular function (GO): SNARE binding; SNAP receptor activity
Source: RefSeq, a predicted model, not a curated record
AUGAGCGACUAUACCCAGCAGCAGCAGCCGCCGCAGCAGGCGUCGUCGGCCCGUGUCUUGACGGUGUCAGAGUUUCUCGACCGCGUAGGCAGCCUACGCAGUGACAUCAAGAGUUUGACAACGGAUGUCGACUACAUCGGCCAGCUCCACCAGCGCUCCCUCAGCAGCACCGACGGCCAGGCCCGCGACGAGCUGGAGCAGUACGUCUCUCAGACCCAGAUCCGGAACACGGCCAUCAAAGAUGGCAUCAAGGGCCUCGAGAAGGACCUGGCCCGCACCACCGACGUGUCGCGCAACACCAAGAACACUCAACUCCAGUCGCUCCGCACCUUUUUCAAGUCGGAACUCGACAAGUACCAGAGCAUCGAACGCGACUACCAGAACCGCUAUCGCGAGCAGAUUGCCCGCCAGUACCGCAUCGUCAACCCCGAGGCUUCCGAGGAGGAGGUCAACGAGGCCGCCAAUGUCGAUUGGGGGAACGAGGGUGUUUUCCAGGCUGCUCUCCGCACCAACCGCACCGGUCACGCCAGCUCUGUCCUAGGCAACGUCCGUGCCCGUCACAACGAGCUCCAGCGCAUCGAACAGACCCUGUCCGAGCUGGCCGUCCUCUACCAGGAGCUCGCCGCUAUUGUCGAGCAGCAGGACCCCGUCGUCCAGGCCGCCGAGACGAAUGCCGAGAACACGGUCGAGAAUAUCGAAAAGGGCAACCAGCAAGUCGAGCAGGCCAACAAGCAUGCCAAGCACCGCCGCAAGCUCAAGUGGUGGUGCUUCCUCGUCGUCGUCCUCAUCAUCCUUGCCAUCGCCCUCGGCGUCGGUCUGGGUAUCGGUCUCGCCAAUUCCAAGUAA